Messenger RNA from Lecanosticta acicola, 1512 nucleotides. NCBI's taxonomy places the organism in Eukaryota, Fungi, Ascomycota, Dothideomycetes, Mycosphaerellales, Mycosphaerellaceae. The record is from the annotation of a GenBank genome assembly.
AUGCGGCUUUCCGUCUUCCUCCUCCGAAUCUUCCAGAUACUCCUUCCUCUUGCGAUCCUUGCGACGACAUACCUGUAUCUAUACCCGGUGUUCCAAGGAUGUGCCUUUCCUGAAGCGAAAGGCGCUGAGACGGCUGUCAGCAGGGGAGAGCAAGCGCCAUUCCGAUUACUCGCGCUCGCGGAUCCGCAGUUAGAAGGCGACACAAGCAUUCACGAUGCAAGAUGGGGCAGCCUGGAGAGGAUACAGAGGACUCUGGAGGGCAAUCUGGACUUUGAACAGCUGUGUAGAGAUGUACAAAGUCUGUUCCAAGAGGACGUCCCACAGGCAUUUCGGAGUUAUCGCAAGAGGCUGGAUCUCUGGGGCAAUGAUCUAUACCUGGCACAUGUGUUUCGCAGUGUGAAAUGGUGGACAGAUCCAACGCAUGUCGUUGUGCUUGGCGAUCUUCUGGGGAGCCAAUGGAUCGGAGAUGAGGAGUUCUGGCGACGGACGGAGAGAUUCUGGGACGUGGUUUACAGAGGAGGCAGCAAGGUUGAGGAGAGCAUUAUGGAUGCGGAUACGACAGAAGUUCUCGGCGCAGACAAGCGGUGGCGAGAGAGGAUUGUUGCUGUUGCUGGUAAUCACGAUGUUGGAUAUGCUGGAGAUUUGGAUGAUCAUCGGGUGAAGAGGUUUGAGGAAGCUUUUGGGAGAGUGAACUGGGAGGUACGAUUUCGGUUGGAUGAGGCCAAAGCGAACCAGAAUGCAAAUCUAGAUUAUGUGGCAUUUGAAACGCCAACGCCAACGCCGGAGCUGAGGCUGACGGUUCUGAACUCCAUGAAUUUGGACGAGCCUGCGAAGCAUGCGGAGCUCCGACAGGCCAGCUUGGAUUUUCUGGAUCGAAAGCUACAUCAGGAGCGUCUCACGGAAGAUACUGGCACCGUCUUGCUCACUCACAUACCUUUAUUCAAAGAGUCUGGAAUAUGCGUGGAUGGGCCAUUUUUCGACCACUUCGAAGGACAUCAUGGCGGAGGCAUCAAAGAACAGAAUCAUCUCAGCCACGACGUCAGCACAUCCAUUCUGAACGGCGUAGUAGGUCCGGAGAGACGGCACAAGGCUAUAAUUUUGAAUGGCCACGAUCAUGAGGGAUGCCAGACAUACCAUUCUCGUGCAAACAAGACACUGGGCAUCUCCGAGCAAGACGAGCAUACCUCUCAAGAACAUUGGCAGGUACAGAACUAUUAUUCUCCUGAGCCUCACACUGGAGGGUUUGGCGUUCGAGAAAUUACAGUUCGAAGUACGAUGGGCGAAUUUGGUGGAAAUGCAGGUCUUUUGAGUGCAUGGUGGGACAAUGAUACCCGGGAAUGGAAAUUUGACUACGAGUCUUGCAUCUGCGGCGUUCAGCAUAUCUGGUGGGCUGUGCAUGUGCUCGACAUUGUCGAGAUUGCAUUGGGAAUCGGUGCAUUGAUGGCAUUUCUCAGCGAGGAUAUCAGCAGGCCUCGAGCAGGCAGGGUUACGAUUACGAAGAAGACGGCAUGA